This is a messenger RNA of Racocetra fulgida, 778 nucleotides long. NCBI's taxonomy places the organism in Eukaryota, Fungi, Glomeromycota, Glomeromycetes, Diversisporales, Gigasporaceae. The record is from the annotation of a GenBank genome assembly.
AUGCCAACCACACAUCCAAUGACAGCCAUACCAAAAGUUACUUCGAUGGAUGAUAAACAUUAUAAUAAAGAUCCAACAAAAAAAGACAUACCAUCAACUUCCAUAGAAGACACAAGCCAAGAAAAUGGAUAUGCCAGUCCAAGCCACAAGACACAUAGCAAAACACACCGAGUUUUGGACGACUGUUCCAUAAGUAUGGAUGGUAAUAAUUCUCAUUAUUCGACGGAAGACGAAAGUGAACAAUUCCAUCCUGCUAGUGAAAACCUAGAUACCGAUGUUGCUAUGCAGGAAUCAGACAUUGAGGAUUACUUACACAAACCUGAAGACAAUGGCCCAACAAUAUUACGCGAUUCGCCUUUACCUUCGGAGCUACCCGAGUAUUCACCACCUGGCGAAGAUUCACAACAGUGUGACGCACAAUGUCAGCAAAAUACAAAUGUUCACGCGCAUAGUGUUUCAGCUUCUGAUCCUACUGGUGAAGCUACUGCUUCUGAUACUAGUAGUAAUCUACUUCCAUCUGACAAAUCUCCAGAUAAAGACAAGGAUUCAUCUAAAGAUGAUAAUAAGGAAAUUCGCACCAUUCGUGAAGCUGCGAUAAUGCUUUUGUUGAAUCAUCCUUUUAUAGUUCAACUUAAGGAAGUAAUGGUGCUACCACACCACUAUUAUAUGUUUUUCGAGUAUGUUAAUGGCGGUCAAAUGUUAGAUUAUAUCAUCAGCCAUGGAAAACUAAAGGAGAAGCAUGCCCGGAAAUUUGCCAGACAGAUAGUGAGCGCAUUGG